Molecule: messenger RNA, 2228 nt
Organism: Ruditapes philippinarum (Manila clam)
Lineage: Eukaryota; Metazoa; Mollusca; Bivalvia; Venerida; Veneridae
Product: secretin receptor-like
Exons: 13
Coding region: 272-1708 (478 amino acids)
Biological process (GO): adenylate cyclase-modulating G protein-coupled receptor signaling pathway; cell surface receptor signaling pathway
Cellular component (GO): plasma membrane
Molecular function (GO): peptide hormone binding; G protein-coupled peptide receptor activity
Source: RefSeq, a predicted model, not a curated record
UUUCAGUAGUACAGCUAACUCAAAGUUUUAUCUUAUGUACUGUUAUUUGAAAGAGAAAAUCUUUGUAUUAAUUUCGAAAGAUUUAUUGAUGACGAUAAUAAUUUAAUAUGUUAUUGUUAAUUAAAGGUAUAGUUUUAUAAUGUGCUGCUAAAGUAUUUGGAUACGGAACAUAUAUUGUAUAUGUUGUUUCUAUAAAAUAUACGAUUUCUUUUUCACUCAGUCAAUUAUUUAAGUUGGAUAUACGUACAUGUGAUCGGAUCAAUCAAUCAGAAUGGAGAAAAUGCAGAUAUUAUGUUACGAAAUAAUAGCACACGGUCCGCCAGGGCCAGGAUUGUACUGUAACGCAACCUGGGACGGGGCAAUGUGUUGGGACUACACGCCCGCCGGCUCCCCUGCCAUUAAGCCUUGUGCAGAGUACAUACCAAGCUUCAAACCAUCAGAAUUUGCGAUUAGGGAAUGUUUGCCAGAUGGUACAUGGAAACCAAACUUUGAAGAAACAAACAGUUCUACAGUUGGUUGGACCAAUUAUACAAGAUGCCUUAGCACAAACCACAAACCUCAGCUUCCAAUAGACAAACAUAAUCAUCUACCACGUAUACAACUGAUGUCAGAGAUAGGCUACGGAAUAUCAUUGGCAUCACUUAUCGUCGCUGUUACAAUUAUGAUAGCUUCAAAAAGGCUUCACUGCAAAAGUAACGUGCUUCAUAUUAACCUAUUUUGUGCAUUUAUUCUACGGGCUUCUGUUUCAUUUCUAAAAUCCCUUAUCUUUGUUGACGAUAUUGGCCUAGAAAAAGAUAUCAUUCGUAAUCCAGGAGGGACAGUGGUAUUUAAAAAUGACGGACUGCACUGGGAGUGUAAGUUGAUUGUUAGUAUAUUUAUGUACGCGGUUGCUACAAGUAUAAUGUGGAUCUUGAUGGAGGGACUAUAUCUACAUAUGCUUGUAUACAAAACACUAUUUACAGAGAGACAUGGUACACGCUUAUAUGUGUUAUUCGGUUGGUUUUCAUCGUUAACCUAUGUUAUACCUUGGAUUCUAGUGCGAAUGUUCAAAGAAAAUGAGUUAUGUUGGAAUCGACAGAAAGCGGACGGCUAUUUCUGGAUUAUUAAAGCCCCUAUGCAUCUUUCCAUUCUUGUCAAUUUUCUAUUUUUCAUCAAUAUUGUACGAGUGCUUUGUGUGAAGUCAAAGAUAAGCCGGCACGUAAGAAAUGAUACACAACAUUUGAGGAAGACUGCAAAGUUUGUUCUGGUGCUUAUACCACUGUUUGGGGUGGUAUAUAUUGCUUUUAAUGCUUAUCCUAUUGGAGCAUUCAAUAUGGAAGCUGAUUUCAUCUACCUUUAUUGUGAAAUGUUUUAUAAUUCAUUCCAAGGAUUUGUGUUAGCACUGCUGUUUUGCUUCCUUAACGAAGAGGUUCAAAAUGAAAUCAAAAAAUGGUGCUUUAAACGCAAAUUGAAUACGUUUAACACACGUUCCAUAUUACUUUCCUCUUGGCGUAAACCAUCUACACGACUGUCACGUGACAUGACACGUGAUACACAUAUUACAGAGGGCACACAUCAUAUAUACGGAAAAUGCACUGAUACUUGUAAAUUAAAUAAAAAAUGCUGUGAGCAUGCACAAUGCUUGCAUAAAGACCGUGCAACGGCAAAUGGAAGAACACUUGCAUUGCAGAGUGAAAACGUUAAUUCACUCAAGGAUGGUGAAGUUUAGAUAUUUUAUAUAAAUUGACACAAGAAGGGAAUGAUGAAUAUACUAUUUCAUGCAGUGUAUUGAUACUUUGGAAUAAAGGGAAAUCAAGCAUUAUUGUGUGUGAAUAAACAGAAGUUCUACCUGAAACUAAAGCGUUAAUCCGGGAACAUCUUAAUAUCUGAGAUAUACUCGAUAACACCAUCGUCUUACAUAUACAUUAAUGAUGUGUAAUUCUUAUAUAAUAUUCUUAUUAGUUCGCCCUUAAAGGAGUCGUUUACUUAGUACAUUGUCUUUGCAAUACUAUAAUAAUGAUGUUAGAAUAAAUAAAUGAAAAACUUUAUAUUAUAUGUGUACCUACAGUGGUCUUAGAUAAUAAUAACAGUAUAAUAUGAGUGGUUGUUUUUUAUGUUUCAUUGUUUCAUUUUACUAUGCCCUAUGUUGAUUAUACAAUUAACUCGUCAUUUUCUUAUAAUAUUGGUAAACAGAAAACUUAGAUUCCCUAUCAUUCAUUUUUAAAGGGUCAUUAAAUCUCAGAAAUAAA